AAAGACAUAAAUCAUUACAUGUUUAAAAUAUUUACAUGAUAAGCAGACAACAGUCUGUCCUAUAUGCAUGAAUUACUUUAAUGACUAUAAAUGAGAGGACAGUUUAAUUGAAUGAAGGACAGAGGACCAUUGUGCUGAGGAAUCUGGAGCGCCACAGCUCACAAUCCCUGGCUCUUUCGACAACAUCUGUUAUUAUACUUGCCAAAUGACCCUCGAAAUGUAAUUCUGUUUUUAAAAGAGAUGUAAUUUUUCAUAUUUUGUCUCUCUUAGUUGUUUUCAGUUUGAUUGGUUUUGACAUGCUGGCUGAUUGAUCUAUGAAGGCACUUGGCUAUGGCACCGAUUGGCUUUCUAGCACUGGCAGUGUACGGAUUGGUGGUUGCCCGGGGCGAUCAGUUAAAACAGGCCCGCACACCUCUGUUGCCCCAUCGGCCAUUUGUGGUCAUGUGGAACGCGCCUACCGAAUCCUGCCGUCUACGAUUCAAGGUGGAUUUGGACCUUAGUGUCUUCGACAUAGUUGCUAACCACAACGAGACCCUGAGUGGUCCCAACGUGACUAUCUUUUACCAUAGUCACCUCGGUUAUUACCCCUACUACACUGGCUCUGGAUUUCCCAUCAACGGUGGCCUACCUCAGAACCAAAGCUUGAGCAAACAUCUCAGAAAAGCUCGAGCAGACAUCGAUAAGCUCAUACCCUUCAAGGACUUUCACGGGUUGGGCGUCAUCGACUGGGAAAACUGGCGCCCGCAGUGGGUGCGCAACUGGGGCUCGAAAGACAUCUACCGGAACAAGUCUAAAGAGCUUAUGCGAAAAUUGCAUCCGGGUUGGCCACAAAGCAAAGUGGAGAACGAAGCGAAGGAGGCGUUUGAGAGAUCUGGAUUGGCAUUUAUGAACUCCACGCUCCAACUGGCCGAAAGCCGGCGUCCGCAUGGUCUUUGGGGUUUCUACCUCUUCCCUGAUUGUUACAAUUACGGUUACAAGCAGCAUCCGUCGCGUUACGGUGGAGAAUGUCCUAACGUCGAGCACGUACGUAAUGACCACCUGAUGUGGCUGUGGAAGGAGAGCACAGCUCUUUAUCCUUCCAUCUAUCUUGACUAUGAGCUCAAGUCUUCACCCAACACGGUAAAAUAUGUGCACUAUCGUGUCAAGGAGGCCAUGCGGAUCGCCUCGAUCGCCCGGAAUGACUAUACGUUGCCGGUUUUUGUCUACUCGAGGCCUUUUUAUGCCUAUACAUUUGAUGUACUGUCAGAGAGCGAUUUGAUCCACACUAUAGGAGAGAGUGCAGCACUGGGAGCCGCUGGUGUGGUGCUAUGGGGAUCUUCUGAAUAUUCAAGAUCUGAGAGAAACUGUCUGAUAAUCAAAAACUACAUCGACGGUCCGCUGGGUCACUACGUGAUCAACGUGACCUCAGCCGCUAAACUGUGCAGCAAAGCCUUGUGCAAGAAAAACGGCAAAUGCGUCCGUAAAAGUCUUGAAUCUGGGGCCUACUUGCACCUUAACCCUCGUUUCUUCAACAUUCAACUCAACCGAGGCAUCCGUGGACCUCGCUUCUACGUCAGUGGCCACCUGAACAACCUCGACAUCGUGGAAAUGAAGCAAAAGUUCACCUGCCAGUGUUAUCAGGGCUGGACCGGCAUUUACUGUGAGAUGCCUCAGGAAGCCCAGCCUCUCGCCCCACACCAGACGGACGGUGUCCUGGAAGAACUAAUGGUGGUCUUGUCUCUGCAUUUCUCCUGUCUGUCUGCUAUCAUGUUCUUGGGACUUUGUCUUAUCAUUAAGUGUCUGAUACUGUAAGACGGACGUCAGGUUUAUAUGCAUUGAGUAAACUAAAUGUUUUUAUUGGGCAACAUGAGUGCAAAUGUCUAAUAGCUUUUUUGUACGGAAGACGUAUCUAGAAAAAUUGACUUAACCUGCAUUUUAUGUCUCUCCAGCAUUUUUGUUUAAGAUUUAGAACACACAUUAAAGUAAUGAACGGACUACAGCUUUAUCUCUUUUCAAUUAUUGGACAAAAAUAUAUACAGUAUUUUACUGUUUCUAAUCUGCAAGUACACAA
Messenger RNA from Misgurnus anguillicaudatus (oriental weatherfish), 2050 nucleotides. It is a transcript of the gene hyal6, whose product is annotated as hyaluronoglucosaminidase 6. Gene Ontology annotation, molecular function: hyalurononglucosaminidase activity. Gene Ontology annotation, cellular component: cytoplasmic vesicle. The record is from RefSeq and is a predicted model, not a curated record. Lineage: Eukaryota; Metazoa; Chordata; Actinopteri; Cypriniformes; Cobitidae. Gene Ontology annotation, biological process: carbohydrate metabolic process; hyaluronan catabolic process.